GUGUGGUUGCAGCAGUAUGGCUACCUGCCCCCAGGUGAUGUCCGAGCCCAGGCUAUCCGUUCUCCCAAGUCCAUCACAACAGCCAUCACAGCCAUGCAGAGGUUCUACGGCCUGGCCGUCACCGGAUCUAUCGACAUCAACACCCUACAGUGAGUACCAUGACACAAAAUGGAGGGCUAAAUAGAACAAUGAGUCCUGCUGACCUGAGAUACGUAACCACUGUGAGAAUUGCACUGCUAAUGCAAUUGCACUGAGCAACCUCACUCAUAAAGCCCCAUAGUAUUUUAUGUUUUUAGAGCACAAAAGAAUCAAAGAGUCUCAGGACAAGUCAGAAAUGAAAUAGUUAAUGGCACAGUGAGUGAGAUUGACAGGUGUGUCUUGCCAUUGCCAGGGCGAUGAAGCGGCCGCGUUGCGGUGUUCCGGACAAGUUUGGCUCUGAGCUGAAGAGCAACCUGAGGAGGAAGAGAUACGCCGUACAGGGGCUGAAGUGGGACAAACAAGAGGUCACAUUCAGGUGAGACUACAAUACUGCUUUAGUACAACAACACACAGUUUACUAGCCUGGUCCCAGAUCUGUAUGUGUACUUGCCAACAUUUGGCAUGAUAAUGAGUGACAGGGAGUUGGUAUGAUGGCACAAACAGACUGGCACUUAGGCAACAGUUGUAAUGUCUGUGUAAGUCUAAUUUUCUAUCAAGUCUUGUGAACAUUUUUGUAUCAUUUGAAUCAGACUAAAUGUAAAUUAACCAAGAUCUGAUUCUAAAGGAAUACUGAUUCAAAUCAAAACAGAUUCAUAUUGAGCUUGCAUCAAGGAAGUAUUGCACAAAGUUCCACAAAAGAAUGCAGAGGAAGAACCAAUACACACUUUAGAAGAUCUUGUUAAAUAUUUUAUCUUUAAAAUGUACUAACAUCUGCUAUUUCCUCCCUGUCUCUCUCCUAGCAUACAGAACUACACCCCUAAGAUAGGGGAGCAUGCUACAUACGAGGCCAUCCGCCGGGCGUUUAAGGUGUGGGAGGCAGUCAUCCCUCUCCGCUUCCGAGAGAUCCCUUACAGCCACAUCCGGGACAAGGUCGACAAGUACGCUGACAUCAUGCUGUCAUUCUCCGAGGGUUUCCACGGCGACAGCACGCCGUUCGACGGCGAGGGCGGCUUCCUGGCUCACGCAUACUUCCCCGGGAACGGGAUAGGGGGUGACACGCACUUCGACAACGCUGAACCCUGGACAACCGGCUACGUCGACCAAGGGGGUAGGUGAACUGGAUGGAGGAGGAGGAGGAGGGGAAGGGAAAGGAGGAAGAAGGAAAGGAGAUGGUCAGAAAGAGGGUUUUCACUGGGUUGUCUGUUAGCCGUAAUACAGUCAUUCACAAUUAUACAGUACUGCUAGGGCGUCAGUACUUUGUUUGGUGAACGUGCUACCUACUCUUAGGCAAAAAGGGAGAGGAGACGAGAGAGAGAGAAGGAGCCGAGAGUCGAGAGAGCGAUAGCGCGAGAGGAGAGAGAGAGAGAGACUCAUCUCUAGCGAUCGCUAGAGUAGCGAUCUCUAGAGAUCUCUCUAUCGCUCAUCUCGCAUCUCUUCUCUCUCUCUCCUCUCUCUUUCUCUCUCUCUUCUCUCUCCUCUCUCUCUCUCUCUCUCUCUAAUUCAAAUAGCUUUAUUGGCAUGACAAACAUUGUGUAAAUAUUGCCAAAGCAUCAAUGUUACAACUUCAUUGAGUCAUAUACAUUGUAAUAAAAUAAAAUAGUAAUAAUAAAAAGUAUCUCUCUCUGCAGGUAAUGAUGUGUUCCUGGUUGCGGUCCAUGAGUUGGGUCAUGCCCUGGGUCUAGAACACUCCAACGAGCCGUCUGCCAUCAUGGCUCCAUUCUACCAGUGGAUGGACACAGAGAACUUCCAGUUACCUGAUGACGAUCGCCAUGGCAUCCAGGCAAUCUAUGGUAAACUCCCAGUUCCAUUGUAAUGCUGUAGGUAUGUUCUUGGAAUGUUAUAACAAUGUUCCUGGAUUGUUACAGCAAUGCUAAAAAGGUUCUAAUCUAGUUCAUCAUUACACAGCAUGAAGGACGUUUCAAAUCACAUUCUGUUCAUAAAACAUUCUGUUGACUUUGGGAAUUCACUCAGUCCCCUCAGUUCUACCUCUGCUUAUAGGAUUUCCUUAUUUUGUACUGACUGUGUUCCACCACAGGGUCGUCCGGAGCGCCACCCCCUCCCCCCCGCCCCACCAGACCCUCCAAGCCAGACCACCCUGGACUCGGACCAGACGUCUGCGAGGGACACUUCGACACCAUCGCCAUCCUCAGGGGGGAGAUGUUUGUCUUUAAGGUUGAUAUUGACAUAAAUGUACUUACUUACACACACUGAGAAGGACUGAAUGACACAAAACUACCAAAACUUAGGUGUACUGUACAAUGCAAACACUCACCGUCUCUCUGGUCCAGGAUCAGUGGUUGUGGUGUGUGUGUACAGCUAUGAACUGUGUUAACUCUAUGUCUCUGUCUCUCUGGUGCAGGAUAAAUGGUUAUGGCGUGUUCGGAACAACAAGGUGCUCCAGGGUUACCCCAUGCCCAUCGGUCACUUCUGGAAGGGACUGCCACCAAACAUCAACGCUGCCUAUGAGAGGAACGAUGGCCAAUUUGUCUUCUUCAAGGGUUGGUCUAGUUUUUUUUAAAAUCAGUUGUUUGCAAGAUUACUUUUCAUUAAUAACAAUUAUGUCUAGUAGUUAUUCAUUAUUGUUGUAUUUACAGUAUGUAGGUUACUUCUAAAACUCUUUGCAGAUUUAUGUAGUCAUAUUUUCUUUAUUCUCUCUGUCCCUAGGUGACAAGUACUGGGUGUUCACAGAGUCCAGUAUGGAGCAGGGUUAUCCUAAGAGUCUGAAGGAGCUGGGUACAGGGCUGCCCAAAGACAAGCUGGAUGCUGCCCUCUUCUACACCCCCACCGGACAGACAUACUACUUCAGAGGGACCAAGUGAGUCAGUAUGUCUGUCUGUCUGUCUGUUGGUCGGUGGGUCUGUCUGUCUGUCUUUUUUUCUUUCUCUCCCUCUCUUUCUUCAUCCACUAUCCUCCACUCUCUUCUACGUCUAUCUACCCAUACCUAUCCUCUCUCUUUCCCCCAUUCUUUCUCCUUUUCCUCUCCGUAACUGACUUCCCCUCUCUCUCUGUCUGUCAGGUAUUACCGUUUCAAUGAGCAGUCCCAGACUGUGGACAAAGACUACCCCAAACCCAUCAACACAUGGCAGGGCGUCCCCGACAACGUCAAGGCUGCCAUCAUGAGCGAAGAAGGAUGUAAGUGUGUGUGUGUGUGGGACAGAGAGUUGCAUGCCUGCAUGUUUGAACGCUAUCUUGUGUCAGUGUCACAGAACAUUUCUAUGAACGAUAAGAAGUGGUACACUAGUAUAACACCUUAACACAUAUAUAUAAUAUAGUAGAAUAUCUGAAGCUCGUAAUAAAGUCAAUGUUUGUAUGAACUUCCCUUUUCCCCCAGCCUACACCUACUUCUAUAAAGCCAACAAGUACUGGAAGUUCAACAACCAACACAUGAGGGUGGAGUCGGGCUACCCCAAGUCGGUGCUCAGCGAAUGGAUGGGCUGUGCGGGGGAGGAGCCUAAGAAGCGGGACGGCGAGGAGGAAGUCAUCAUCAUCGAGGUGGAGGAGGAGGGAGAAGGCGGGGUCACGGCGGUGGCCGUGGUGAUCCCUCUCCUCCUAUUGGUCUGCGUGGUCCUCACUCUGGGAGCCCUGCUGUUCUUCAGGAGGUACGGGACGCCACGACGUCUCCUCUACUGCCAGAGAUCUCUACUGACUAAGGUUUAGAGACGGAGUGAAUGAACCAAUGACGCAGAGGGACUGAGAAAGAGAGUGACUGAACGAAUUGAAAGAUUGAAAGAAAGAGGGGAGAGGGAG
Messenger RNA from Coregonus sp. 'balchen', 3885 nucleotides. Lineage: Eukaryota; Metazoa; Chordata; Actinopteri; Salmoniformes; Salmonidae. The record is from the annotation of a GenBank genome assembly.